This is a messenger RNA of Acanthocheilonema viteae, 609 nucleotides long. The record is from the annotation of a GenBank genome assembly. NCBI's taxonomy places the organism in Eukaryota, Metazoa, Nematoda, Chromadorea, Rhabditida, Onchocercidae.
AUGCAAUUGAAAAAAUUCGCCAAAACAAGCGCUACAAAUUUCUCACUGAUAAAUGGUCAAUUUUUGGAUAAUUUAAAGGGUGAAGCAGGUGAACUUUUUGGUAAGCUAUCUGGUUUGAGAAAUAUAAUCAAUGCCAAAUUGAAUACUAUGCAACCGGAAAGUCGGCUCUUCAUUGAAAAUUUAUUACGACGAUUUUUGGCAGCUUUCAGUCAUGAUGGUUUAAUGAAUAUUCUUGAUGCAUUGAAAGGAUUUGGAAAAGAGGUUAUCGAUAUGUUCGAUGGAUUAUCAAAACCAAUUCAGGAUGAUAUUCUCAACGCUUUCCCUAUCAUCGGGUCAUACGUUACAAAUGACAUUACCCGAUUAAUCUUGCGAAAGUUGAGUGAAUUAGAUUUAGUCUCCAGAACAUCAUCCACCCUUGCUCCGAUCAUUGAUCAGAAUCAGAAAGAUUCGUCAGGAAAUAAUUUCCCUAAUUCACAAUUCAUCAAGCAUAAAAAACCUCCUGCAAACUUUGAUGGAGAAGAUAAUAACAUUCGUUAUGCGACAACCACCACACAUUCAUUAAUUGAUGAUGAAGAAUUAUCCGUUAAAAAAAUUGUCGUUAAUAAAUAA